CUUCACUAUAUAUUUUUUAACAAUUGAAUUAACGAAUCAAAUGCUCAAAGUGAGGUUAGUGUUUUUGUAUAAACACAAAUAUAAAAUGUUUCAGUUGCGAGGAAGUUAAUUGAUACAAAUAUAAUGGCAGAUGUAAGGGAUAUUAUGGAGCUGGAGCAACCACCAGCUCCAGAGAUUACCAGAGAAUCUUUCAUAAGUGAGAAACAGAAAAAGAGGCCUUUUAAUUCUACCAAAAUUUCUAAAAGACCUGAAGGGAUGCACAGAGAAGUUUUUGCUCUUCUCUACAAUGAUAAUAAGGAUGCACCUCCUAUAUUUCCUUCAGAUACAAGUAAUGGAUACAAGCAAACAAAGGUAAAACUUGGAAUGCGUAAACCUCGCAAAUGGGAAUGGAUGCCAUUUACUAAUCCUGCCAGAACUGAUGGCGCAGUAUUUCAUCAUUGGCGUAGACCAUCAGAUGAACCAAAGGAAUAUCCUUUUGCAAAAUUUAAUAAAAAAAUUGAUAUACCUUCCUACACAGAUUCUAUUUAUCAGCAACAUUUACAAACAGAAGGUUGGACAAAAGAAGAAACAGACCAUUUAAUGGAUUUAGCUAGAAGAUUUGAUUUGAGGUUUAUUGUGAUGGUGGACCGAUAUGAUACUGAAAAGUUUCCUAAGAGAACUGUUGAAGACCUAAAAGAAAGAUAUUACAAAAUUUGUGGUAUUAUUGCAAAGCUGAAUGGCGAAAAGAAGAUCUACCAUUAUGAUGCAGACCAUGAAAGGAGAAGAAAAGAACAGUUGAAACGAUUGUAUGAAAGAACAGCUGAGCAAAUGGAAGAAGAACAAUUUUUAAUAAAUGAACUUAAAAAGAUCGAAGCUAGGAAAAAGGAGAGGGAAAGAAAAACUCAAGAUCUUCAAAAACUUAUCAGUCAAGCUGACAGUCAAGGGGAAACUCCUCGAAAAACAGAGAAAAAACUUCAGAAGAAAAAACUACCCAACCCUUCAAGACCUUCACGAGUAGAUACAACGCAUAUUUUACAGGCCGUCGAAACUGCAGGAAUAAAAUUUCCGGACUACAAAAACAGCGGUGCUUCACUAAGAUCUCAGCGUAUGAAACUGCCCGCAAACAUAGGUCAAAAGAAAUCAAAAGGAAUUGAACAGAUGUUGCAAGAAAUGAAUUUAGAGUUAAAUCCAACACCAACAGAAGAAAUGUGCCAACAUUUCAAUGAACUCAGGAGUGAUAUGGUCUUACUAAUGGAACUAAAAACUGCAUUAGGUACUUGCGAAUUCGAAUUGCAAUCCUUGAGGCACCAAUUUGAAGCAUUGAAUCCAGGAAAAACUUUAACGAUUCCUCCGCAACUGCUAUCUGGAAAUACGGAUAACGAUGGGAACAAGGCUGGAGGUACAGGAGAAAUCAUUGAUGUCGUAGGCUCACCCGGCACACCAGCAGGAUCCAUGACAUGAAAGGGGAUAUGUCUUUCAUUAUUUCAUAUGUGAGCAUUUUUUAAUUUUAUUUUAAGUAAUUGUAAAUUGUAGGUAAUACAUUUAAUUAUUGUCGUGA
Molecule: messenger RNA, 1537 nt
Organism: Agrilus planipennis (emerald ash borer)
Lineage: Eukaryota; Metazoa; Arthropoda; Insecta; Coleoptera; Buprestidae
Gene: DMAP1
Product: DNA methyltransferase 1-associated protein 1
Exons: 9
Coding region: 124-1440 (438 amino acids)
Biological process (GO): chromatin remodeling; DNA repair; negative regulation of transcription by RNA polymerase II
Cellular component (GO): Swr1 complex; nucleus; NuA4 histone acetyltransferase complex
Molecular function (GO): transcription corepressor activity
Source: RefSeq, a predicted model, not a curated record